GCGCCCCGCCGCGUGCCUUCUGGGCACGGGUCUCAAGGGCCGCUGGGGCGCGUCGGCUCGCCCUGCCCGGUGCCACGUGGCUACGCGUGUCAAAAGCGCAGGGGGACGCUCGUGGAAAGACGCGUCGCUUCUUGCCGCUCCCCGCGGCUCCCGCUCCUCGGAGAGCUUGGCCAACAGCUCGGACGCACGCUUCUUCAGCUGCUCCGCCUCCACCUCCGCGGCCGGAAGCCGCUCGACGUCCCAGAGAGAUGACGCCAGGGAGACGACGUCGGGCUCCAGUUUCGCCUCCCAUAUCUCGCUCGGCAGCGCCACAACAAGCGGCGGCCAGUGUGAACCCUUCUCGCACGCGCUGGCCCCAGCGUCAUAGCUGAGGACAUUGCCCUCCAACCUCGCCUCCCACGUCUCGCUGGCAGCACCAGAACCCGCUGCCACUGCCCGCCUUCUCGCACGCGCUGGUCCCAGCGCUGUCAUUUGUUACGUUGGCCUCCAAGCAGAGCCAUCGCCCACUACCAAUUACAUUGUUAGCACGCGUCGACUCCAGCAUUGUGGCUGAUGACGUUGGACCUCGAUUCGCUUCACACAUCUCACUGAACAACCUCUGAGCCCGCUGGCCUAUGUAUUCGAAUUGUCUGCACGCGCCAAUGCCAGCUCUGUGGCUGAAGACGUUCGGCUUCAUUUUUCGCCUCCCACAUCUCCAUGAGCACAGCGUUGUAGUUGACGAGCUCCAGGUUCGUCUUCUACGUCUCCCUGAGCCCUGCCACUGGUCGCCCUUCCUGCCCGCACGAUCCCAGAGCUGUAGCUAAUGAUGUCGGGCUUCAGUAUUGCCUCUCACGUCGCGCAGAGCAGCGAUAAAGCCUGCUGCGAAAAUUUCCCUUCUCGCACGUGCUGAUCCCGUCACGGAAGUAAAGGUGACAUGACGCUGGGCUCCAACAUGCGCAUCUCGCCGAGCAGCGCCAAACUACGCUGCCACUGAUCACCCUUGUCGAGCCAACUGACCCUAGCGCUGUAACUGAUAAUGUCGGCUUCCGGCUUCGAGUCACGCGUCUCACUGAGCAGCAACAGAGCAUGCUACCAUUGACCAUUGAAAGCCCGUCCCGCAAGCUCUGAUCCCAGCGCUGAAAUUGGUGAUGUCAUUGGGCUCCAGCGCCGUCUCCCACAUCUCGCUGGACAGCGCCAGCGCACGCGCUGAUCCCAGAGCUGUAGCUGGGUGAUGGUGGCGUCGGGCUUCAGCUUCGCCUCCUACACAUCGCUCAGCAGCGUCAAAGCCCGCUGCGAUUGCCCGCCCAUCUCACAACCGCUGGACCCAGCCAUACAACUGAAGCGCAGACCUUGUUCGAACAAUCGGUCAAGCAUCUCCGUAAUAACGACAGCACGUGGCCCCAGUGCCCCCUUUGCUCGCACAUGCUAGCUGCAAUGCCGUAGACAUAAAAAACACCAUCCACCUUUCUCAAUCGCAAGGUCCUGAGUAUGUUCAACGCUUGUUGCCACUGUCCGCCUUUCUCGCACGCGUUGACCCCAGCGCUGUAGCUGAUGACGUCGGGCUCCAGAUUCGCCUCCCGCAUCUCGCCCAGCAGCGCCAGCGCCCGCUGCCACUGCUCGACUUUCUCGCACGCGCUGAUCGCAGCGCUGUAGCUUAUGGAUGACAUUGGGCUUCAACCUCGCGUUCCACAUCUCGCCCAGCAGCGCCACAGCUCGCUGCCACUGCAAGCCCUUCUCGCACGCGCUGAUCCCAGCACUGUAGCUAGAUGACGCGGGGCUCCAGCUUCACCUCCCACAUCUCGCUCAGCAGCGCCAGCGCCGGCUGCCACUGCUCGCCCUUCUCGCAAGCGCUGAUCCCAGCGCUGAAGCAAACUAAUGACGUCGGGCUCCAGCGUCACCUCACACAUCUCGCUCAGCAGCGCCAGGGCGGGCUGCCAUUGCUCGCCCUUCUCGCACGCGCUGAUCCCAGCGCUGUAGCUAUGACGUCGGACUCCAGCUUCGCCUCCCGCAUCUCGCUCAGCAGCGCCAGCGCCCACUGCCACUGCUCGCCCUUCUCGCACGCGCUGAUCCCAGCGUUGUAGUGAAAUAACGUUGGGCUCUAGCUUCACCUCGCACAUCUCGGUCAGCACCGCCAGCGCCCACUGCCACUGCUCGCCCUUCCCGCACGCGCUGAUCCCAGAGCUGUAGCUCACUGAUGGCGUUGGGCUCCAGCUUCACCUCCCGCAUCUCGCUCAGCAGCGCCAGCGCCCACUGCCACUGCUCGCCCUUCUCGCAGGCGCUGAUCCCAGCGUUGUAGCUAGAUGACGUUGGGCUCCAGCUUCACCUCCCAAGUCUCACUCAGCAGCGCCAGCGCUGGCUGCCACUGCGCGCCCAUCCCGCACGCGCUGAUCCCGGAGCUGUAGCUGAAUGACGUUGGGCUCCAGCUUCACCUCACACAUCUCGCUCAGGAGCGCCAGCGCUGGCUGCCACUGCUCGCCCUUCUCGCACGCGCUGAUCCCAGCAUUGUAGCUAUUGCGUCGGGCUCCAACGUCACCUCCCACAUCUGGCUCAGCAGCGCCAGCGCCGACUGCCACUGCUCGCAUUUCUCGCACGCGCUGAUCCCAGCGCUGUAGCUAUGACGUUGGGCAACAGCUUCACCUCCCGCAUCUCGCUCAGCAGCGCCAGCGCCGGCUGCCACUGCUCGCCCUUCUCGCACGCGCUGAUCCCAGCGCUGUAGCUGUGACGUCAGGCCUGAGCUUCGAUUGCCGCAUCUCGCUGACCAGAAACAGGGCCCACCGCCACUGGCACGCGCUGAUCCCAGCAUUGUAGCUGACGACGCUGGGCUCCAGCUUCGCCUCGAACAUCUCGCUCAGAAGUGACAGGGCCUGCUGCCACUGUUUGCAUGUCUGACACGCGCUGAUCCCGGCAUUGUAACUGACGACGGUGGGCUCCAACUUCGCCUCGCAGAUCUCGCUGAGAUGCGAAAGGGCUUGCUGCCACUGUUUUCCUUUCCCGCACGCACUGAUCACAGCAUUGUAGAUGAUGACGUUGGCUUCCACUUUGGUUUGAGACAGUUCGCCGAAAAGCGACAGUGCUCGUUGCCACUGUCUGCCUUUUCCGUAUGCACUGAUGGCCGCGACGUAAUCGUGUGGGCUUCUCGCACAUGAUUGAGAUGCUUCGCGGGUCACCUGCAACACUGUGUUAAUUACCGUGUGUUGUCGUUCCAUGCUUCUUUAUAAGGCUGCACCACAGGAAUCAACACACGGUCGAGGUCAUCUCUGGAAGUCCUGCAUUAUACGAGGUACUGGAACAACAAACGGAACAACAAUCAUGGCUGAACCACAACU
Molecule: messenger RNA, 3305 nt
Organism: Prorocentrum cordatum
Lineage: Eukaryota; Dinophyceae; Prorocentrales; Prorocentraceae
Source: the annotation of a GenBank genome assembly